This is a messenger RNA of Aspergillus lentulus, 564 nucleotides long. The record is from RefSeq and is a predicted model, not a curated record. Lineage: Eukaryota; Fungi; Ascomycota; Eurotiomycetes; Eurotiales; Aspergillaceae.
AUGAUCGGUCAACACACCGCUAACUCGUUCGGGACUCUGGAACAGGUUGCUUUGGGAUCAGGGACAAGGUCGUGGCGAGAAGCCUUCCUUGUACACUUCGAAAGCAUCCUUCGGGACUCGGAAGAUGUCUUUGUCCAUCUUCCCUACGCAGAGAUUCGGCAUCAGGUCGGUCGACUGUCUCCGGUCUUAGACGAGAUCACAUUACCACGGCUGGUGAUAUGCGACUUUGGUCGGCCCUCAGCCGUGCUGCUGGACCCUGUUUCGAAACAGUUGGCGGGGAUUACAGGGUUUGACAGCGCUCUCUGGGGCGACGUCUACAUGGGGGAGAUCUUUGAAGACCCGUCGCCCGCCGUGCUGGAUGGAUUUGCAUCGCGUGACAUUGACUGUGAGCCGGACUUGAUCCGUCAAUUACUAUAUGCAUGUUACCGUUCGAUUCACAACAUCACCAUUCAAUACUAUCGGGAGAGGAACUCGGCAGCCGAAACCGAAGCACGAAGACGGUUAACCAGAAUAUUAACAAAAAUGGCUGCAAUUGAGGUCGUCGAGACUCGUGUGGAUGUUUAG